GCCAGUGCUUGGUUCAUAGAAAGAAGCAAGUACGCCAAGUACUCGUUUCCUUUGUCUGAAUAACUCAACUUUUGAACAGAGGCAUAAUUCUGUGUCCCAAAGCUGAUCCUCACUAGCCAUUGAUGAAACCUGAUUCAUUGAAACUUUUCCUGAUACAGUUGAUACGCCCCCUUGAGAAAGAGAAAGAAAGCAAAGCUAGCGGUGCGACCAGGUACCACUGAAAUUUUACUAUUGAGCAUGUGCUGACGUAAGCUGCAAAAUCUAAUAUGGCCACUGCUUUGAAAAAACUUUUCCGUUCUUCGGAACGAGGUGGAGAGGACCGAGAAAGAACUAGGCACGACAGUGGCUCCCCUACACACCCAACAUCUACUCGAAGAUUCCUGAAUCAUUGUGCAAGUCCACGAAGUUCCCGCCGUGAUUCCAAAGUCAGUCCAGCAGAUGGCGCAUCUGCAGCUAGAAAAGGACAUCGCAGCCAUUCGUCUAAUGGGUUCUUUAAGUCUAAGUCGUCUUCCAGUAGUAGUAAAGACAGCAGCAGCGCCCUCACCGAAACUGUAACGAAAAAUAGUCACGCCAUCAGAACGCGGAGGCUUAUGAAAGAAUUCCACGAGAUCUGCAAAACAUCUCAAAGUGUUAAAGAGCCCCCGUUUUCCGCCGAGUUAGUGGACGACAACUUGUACGAAUGGAACAUUAAGCUUUUCCAGAUUGAUCCAGAGUCUGCGUUUUAUAAGGACAUGCAAGAGACAGGGACGACAUACGUUCUUCUCAAUGUCACGUUUCCAGAUACUUUUCCAUUCGCCCCGCCUUUUAUGCGCGUUAUUUCCCCGCUCAUAGAGAAAGGUUUUGUAAUGGACGGCGGGGCAAUAUGUAUGGAACUCCUGACCCCACGUGGAUGGGCCAGUGCUUACACCGUGGAGGCUGUGAUCAUGCAGUUCUCCGCCAGUUUAGUAAAAGGGCAAGGACGAAUUCCUCGGAAGUGUAAGAUCGGGAAGGAAUUUAGUCGAAAAUUAGCAGAAGCGUCCUUUCGUAGUCUAGUAAAAACUCACGACAAGUACGGUUGGGUCACACCUCCUAUGUCAGACGGGUAGGAAGAAAAUUCGUCCCACGGCCUGGAAGAAGAUUGGUGUACUGUCGUUGCUGGCGUCCAACAUUCCCUAUUGUUUUGCAUUAGUGUCUUCUACGUGACAGUAGUGGAAAUGUGUUUCACUAGGUGGCGUAUUUAUUUCCAACGUCAUAAAAAAAUUCUCCAUCUUGUAGAAUUGUAACUCUUCAGACUGUACUGAGUCACCCAACAGAUAAAAAUUCAGAUGAAAAAUUAUAACAGGAGAGAAAGAGAGAGAAGAGGAAUUGUUAAACUGGUUCCGAGAGUAACAAUCUGGCCAGUAAGAGUCUUCCCAUUUACCAUAAUACUUAUUUUUUCACGUUGUGUCGUAUAGUGCAUAUCGCUACAUUAAAUAUCCAAAUAAGUGCAGUAUAUAUUUAUCAGAAAACACAGAAAGAACCUAUCUGGAAAAGACAGUAGAAAGAACAGAUGAUAAAACGUUAAAUAUUUGUUAAAAAAUCUCAAUCAUUACCAAAUACGUUGAUGAUAAAUUAAAUUUAUUUAAGAAUUAUCACGAUGUCCAAAAUACUUUUUAGUUACUUAACGCAUACACGGUUUUAAAAACAACAUGUGGAUAGAACCGUGAAAAUGAGGUGAAAGUGACAGAAGUUUGUACUGAAACCGCAAAAUAUGGAAUAAUCUGAAAUAUUAUAAAUGGUUGCCUAAAAUAAAAGAUCGUAACAGUAAUAGAUCAUAAGCGAUUCAUGGUUUUUAGUAUCAAUAUUCCUAUAACGUUUCGCCUCCCGAUUCAAAACAACGACUCAUUCUAGAUGCGUUUUCGAACUGUGGAGAUUUCUGAAAAGUCAUGUGACCUGAAAGAUACUUGCACGAUAGAUCAAUUACAAAACGAAUUUAAAAGAAUGUUUUUAGUUACCAUACGUUUUUGUGAUGAGAACAUUUCUUCAUAUUUCAAACAAACAAAAAAGUCACGUGUUUGUUCUAAAAGUGUAUUUCUAGAUAGUUUCAGAAUAAUGUGUACUUAGAUUUAAUUAAAUCUUUAAUUAAAUCUUUAAUUAAAUCUUUAGAUUGUUGUUCGAUGGCGUAUUAUAUAGGUAAAAAAAUAAAACAAAAUAUUAGUAGAAAGAUAUAAUGAUAAAACUAAUGUUAGAAUCAUUUUAAAACGACUGUGUGUGAGUAGAAAGUGACUUAUUAUUAUAAUCAAUAGAUAUUAACUAAUUAAAAGCAUAAAUGUUUAGGUCAAACAUUUUAGUGUCGAACAAAAUCGAGUUACUCGUACAAGUUACUCUGAAGCAUGUCACGUGAUUUCCAUCUAGCAUUGCGUCCAUUUCUCCAGAACCAGAGUAUUGAUUCUCAGUAUAUAUGUCUCUAAUUUUAACUAUUCUUAGAAUCAACAUCAAGAAAUGGUGUAUCUGUCGGUAAAUAUACUUGAUCCUAUUGUGUACUCAAGUUUUAGUGGCUUUAGAUGCAGGGCCGGGUUUAGACCCUUUGAGGCCUCCCAUGCGAUGGUGGAGGCCCCUUUCCUAGGGUGAUUCAAAACUGAGGCCUCCGUCAAAAUGCAUGGGUUGCAUCACCUCUAAAUCCGGUACUGUUUAAAUGUAAAAAUAUCAAUAACUUUGUUUGUAAAGUGAAUCAAAGCUGUACAAACACAUUGUUUGUUAUUUAUAAACAGAACGUUAUGUUUAAAUUAUUGAUAUUUGUGUCUAGAAAAAAAUUAUUCCUAUUCGUAAGGUCAAAUGUUUAUUUAAAAUCGCAACACUUGGUAAUUUAUUUAUUAUAAAAAAAUAAAAUAUACAUUUUUGGUGGAAUAACAAUAUAAGUCAAUGGCAUGAAGUAAAAUCAAUCUUAACUGGACAUUUUAUGUGCUUCUGUGACUAUUUAGUGUUGAAAUUUUGAGAGAAUGAAGUUAAAAUUUACUGUUCAAACUUUUAUCUCUUUCCAAAUGAUCCAGAUCGUUACUUUGAUUUAAUAAAGAAUCUUAAACACA
Messenger RNA from Limulus polyphemus (Atlantic horseshoe crab), 3044 nucleotides. RefSeq names its product ubiquitin-conjugating enzyme E2Q-like protein 1. NCBI's taxonomy places the organism in Eukaryota, Metazoa, Arthropoda, Merostomata, Xiphosura, Limulidae. The coding region runs from base 267 to 1085 and encodes 272 amino acids. The record is from RefSeq and is a predicted model, not a curated record. The transcript has 4 exons.